AUGAUUGACUCAUUACCAGCAGAUGUAGUAUUGCACAUUUUAUCCUUUCUACCAUUGUCUUGCCUCUGCCAGCUUGUCAAAUCACCACCAUUCGCCAAAUGCCAUCCUUGGAUCAAGCAGGAAUUGAUGAGCCGAAUCAAGCGAGACGAGUGGACCCUCUCCUUCUACAGUCCAUCUGCCUACUUUGCCAUGCUCUGUAACAAGGAAAUGAUAGCCUCCACUGUACCCGUGGCAACACUGACAUGCAAAGGCUAUUGCUCACAAUCCGAAUAUCUACGAUUUGAAACAUGCCAUCCUUCAACUUUCCAGCUAUCAGAUGAGGACAUUCAAUUUGAAACGAUGAGCAUCUAUUGCUCACAUUGGAUCAGCAUGUUUAAAGAAGAUGACACAAUCAAACUGCCAUGGAGACAAGGCGACCAGACAAAAGAACCGCACAAGGGUAUCUGCAUACGAUACACUUGCCGGUUGGAUAAUUAUCAGAACUGCGCUGCUUGCAACUCUCGCAGUCGAUGCCAGAAGCACACAUUCACCAAUUUGAUGCCAACGACGACCACCAAAUUAUUUCAGAUCACAUCUGUUCAGGUCUCUCUCAAUUGGGUCAGACGAGGGUUUUCAUAG
Molecule: messenger RNA, 618 nt
Organism: Mucor velutinosus
Lineage: Eukaryota; Fungi; Mucoromycota; Mucoromycetes; Mucorales; Mucoraceae
Exons: 1
Coding region: 1-618 (205 amino acids)
Source: RefSeq, a predicted model, not a curated record